CUUUUGCUUUAAAAAUAAAUGUAAAAGACGAAAUAAGUAGUUUCGCAUCUUUUUAAAUGUAAAUAAACGAGCAUGAACGUUUUCAGAGCAUUGGUGAUUACCAUUUGCUAUUUAAUCCAAUAUUAAAAUACCACGUAAAUGAUGAGUUCUGUUAAGAACAAAACAGUUGAAGUUGUGGUGUUUCAGAAUCCUCAGAAACGAAACAAACAAGAAUCUGUGCUUGGGAGACCCAUUGCAAAUAAAAAGAAAGAGGAUAAGUCGGAUGCUGUUUUAGCAAAAUCUAAAGUAUUCAACCAAAAGCAAGCCAAAUAUGAUAUUAGAAAGUUGGCUAUACAUGGUAUGGAUAAGCAGAACAAAGACAAAGCUAAAGUUGAUCUGUUGAUUGAAUUAGGAGCCAAGCCACCAAAGAAUCGUUGCUAUCAUAUUCAAGAAUAUCAAAUGUUGAAGAAGAAACAAGAGGAAGAAAAUAAAAAAUCUGGUUUAGAAAUAAAAACAGCAAUGAAGAAAAGUAAAUCAGACAGGAGGAAAAGACACAAAGAUGAUUUGUUUAAAACUAUUGAUGGACAAGCUGGUUUUUUUAAAGAAGGAGUACAAUUUGUGAACAAAUUAAAGAAAUAGUCCCUAUAGAUAAUGGGAAUCAUUUAAA
Molecule: messenger RNA, 646 nt
Organism: Biomphalaria glabrata
Lineage: Eukaryota; Metazoa; Mollusca; Gastropoda; Planorbidae
Exons: 5
Coding region: 139-618 (159 amino acids)
Source: RefSeq, a predicted model, not a curated record